Messenger RNA from Symbiodinium necroappetens, 771 nucleotides. The record is from the annotation of a GenBank genome assembly. NCBI's taxonomy places the organism in Eukaryota, Dinophyceae, Suessiales, Symbiodiniaceae.
AUGGCGGUUUGCAUUCUGACCCUUGAGGUGGCGCCUACGGACGGCGCAAGAGAAGCUGAGCAACAAGCAUGGGAUGAACACAAGAAGCCAGCGUGGAGGCGGGCUGUGUCUCGCAUGCCAGCGCUGCUGGUCACUCUCGUCAUCGAACUCUUUGUGGCCUUUAUCGUGUCUGAGUACUCGGACACCUUCAAGAAGUACACUUUACUCAUCGCCUUCCAGCCGGUGAUCAGCGCUCUUUCUGGAAACGUUGGGCUUCAGACCAUGGCUACCAUCACCCGUGGCCUGGUGAUUGGCCUUUUCAACGGCCGAGAGACGUUGCGCGGCAUGCGGCUUGAAGUGAACUCUGGCAUACUGGUCGCGGCCCUACUGAGCACGGUGGUUGCAGCAGUCGCGUUUGCCUGGUACAAUCCAUUUGCAAGUGGCCAUUCUUUCCUGGGCACGUUGGCCUUUGGUUUUGCCAUUUUUCUGGGGCAGUUUGCAUCAACUAUCUCGGCUAGUGUCACGGGCAGUUUGGCACCCCUGCUUUUCAACAAGUGUGGCUGGGAUCCAGCUGCACUGGGCGGGCCGUUCGAGACCGCCUUCCAGGACGUGAUUGGCAGCUCCGUGAUGCUGGCUGCUUCUGCAGCUGUCCUCGCGCAGUUUGGAGAUCAUGCAGAAUCCUGUCCUGGAGGGGACGUGAAACGCUGUGCUUUGCUUUGCAAGGAGGGGCCCAGUUAUAACGAGCAGUGCUUGCAUCACUGCUUGGACCUUGCAUUGAACGGUCUUUGCUGA